Puntigrus tetrazona (Sumatra barb) is the source of this 2845-nucleotide messenger RNA. It is a transcript of the gene dvl1b, whose product is annotated as dishevelled segment polarity protein 1b. Bases 431 to 2593 code for a protein of 720 amino acids. Gene Ontology annotation, biological process: canonical Wnt signaling pathway; intracellular signal transduction. Gene Ontology annotation, molecular function: frizzled binding. The transcript is spliced from 15 exons. The record is from RefSeq and is a predicted model, not a curated record. NCBI's taxonomy places the organism in Eukaryota, Metazoa, Chordata, Actinopteri, Cypriniformes, Cyprinidae. Gene Ontology annotation, cellular component: cytosol.
GGUUAUCAUUAAGGGAUGUGUUUCUUAAGUACUAAUUAACAGCCAAGAGCCGACUGGAAUCCAGACUUUACGAGAAGAGCGCACGGCUUCUGUCUCCCACACGAUGGCAGCACUGCGCAGAAGAAUGGCUCUGAUAUUCCAGGCUGAUUCUCUCAAGGAUGUGAACCUUUCCUUCCUGUUUCGGUAACACAGGCAGCGAAACCUCCGCAUAGUGGGCUGCAAUAGACAUCUAUCAGGCCUCCAUAAUGGCUGUAUUCUCAACCUUAGCGUUACAAAGUCGCUUAAGUCGUAGCUUCAGUCGCGCCAAACGCGUGAUUGUAUUCAUUUAGCAUCCAUUAUUUUAGACAUUUUAUUUAUUGUCGCUGCACGUCUGCACAGACAGCAUCAGGAACACGCGCUGUUCUCCGGCAAUUGUUCCCACCAUAUUCUCAUGGCGGAGACUAAAAUCAUUUACCACAUAGACGAGGAGGAAACUCCUUAUUUGGUGAAACUGUCAGUAGCUCCAGAGAAGGUAACUUUGGCCGAUUUCAAAAAUGUCCUCAGCAACCGACCGGUCAACAGCUACAAAUUCUUCUUUAAAUCUAUGGAUCAGGAUUUUGGGGUUGUCAAAGAGGAAGUCUCAGACGAUAACGCCAAACUGCCUUGUUUCAACGGGAGAGUGGUGUCAUGGCUUGUAUUGGCAGAGAGCUCCCACACAGAUGGGAUGUCGGUGUGCACUGACAGCCAUACAGAGCUGCCCCCACCGCUGGAGAGGACGGGAGGCAUCGGAGACUCCAGACCCCCCUCAUUCCACGCUAAUGCAGUAAACAGCCGAGACGGGAUGGACACAGAAACUGGAAGCGAGUCUGUUCUCCGCCACCGUCGAGAGCGGGAGCGAGAGAGGACCAGACGGAGGAGAGAUGAAUUCCCACGUGUGAACGGUCACUCUAAAGCGGAGCGGGUGGUGAGGGACACGGCCAUGGCCUGUGACAGCGGCUCUAUGAUGAGCAGUGAGCUGGAGUCCAGCUCCUUCAUUGACAGCGAGGAGGAUGAAAAUGCUAGCAGACUGAGCAGUUCCACAGAGCAGAGCUCUUCUUUUCAGUUAAUGAAGAGACAUAAGCGCAGGCGCCGGCGACACAAAGUGGCAAAAAUCGACAGGUCAUCUUCUUUCAGCAGUAUUACAGAUUCAACCAUGAGCCUCAACAUCAUCACAGUUACCCUUAAUAUGGAGAAAUACAACUUUCUCGGCAUCAGUAUAGUGGGUCAAAGUAACGAUAGAGGAGAUGGUGGCAUCUACAUCGGCUCUAUUAUGAAGGGAGGAGCAGUGGCAGCAGAUGGGAGGAUAGAGCCGGGUGACAUGCUGCUGCAGGUAAAUGACGUGAACUUUGAAAACAUGAGCAAUGAUGAUGCAGUCAGGAUCCUCAGAGAGAUUGUCUCAAAGAAUGGGCCCAUCAGUCUCACUGUUGCCAAAUGCUGGGACCCUUCCCCUCGUAGUUACUUUACAAUACCCAGAGCUGAACCAGUUAGACCCAUUGACCCGGCAGCAUGGAUUUCCCACACUACUGCACUUACAGGAUCUUACCCACAAAACGAGUUUGACGAUCUCCCUCUUACAGUGGGAAAGACGGACAUGGCCACUAUUGUGAAGGUGAUGCAGCUCCCAGACUCAGGACUAGAAAUAAGGGACAGAAUGUGGCUGAAGAUUACUAUAGCUAACGCUGUUAUAGGAGGUGAUGUAGUAGACUGGCUCUACUCACGGGUCGAGGGAUUCAAAGACCGACGGGAUGCCAGGAAAUAUGCCAGCAGCCUGCUAAAACAUGGCUAUCUUCGACACACUGUCAACAAGAUCACCUUCUCUGAACAGUGUUACUACACAUUCGGAGAUCUCUGUCAAAAUAUGGCUACACUAAACUUGAAUGAGGGAUCAAGUGGUGCUGGUUCAGAGCAGGAUACGUUGGCUCCUCUUCCCCCUCCGUCCACUAACCCAUGGCCCAUGGGCGGUCAGCCCUUCCCCUAUCCACCCUUCUCCACAGCGCCUUCUGGUUUCCCCCCAGGAUAUUCUGACCCCUGCCACAGUUUCCACAGCGGCAGCGCAGGAAGUCAUCACAGUGAGGGAAGUCGAAGCAGUAGUUCCAAUCCUAGCGGUGGGAGGAGCCAGCGGCCUGUGCCGAGGGACAAGGACCGCAAAUCAGCAGGCAGCGGGGGCAGCGAAUCGGAUUCAGGCAAUCGAGCAGGCGGGAGGCGGGUUGAGCGUUCAGCCAGCCAGUUGAGUCACCGGAGCCAUGCUCCUUCAUCUCGCAGCUACACUCAGUCCCGUGUUCCCUCUCAACACAGCCGCACGUCCUUCUCCUAUAGCCACGCUCCCUUUUCCAAGUACGGCCACACCUCUUGUGCGCUCAGCGAACGGAGCCACGCUUCCUCUUACGGACCCCCAGGCCUGCCUCCUCCCUACAGCCUGGCCAGAUUGACCCCUAAGGGGGCUAUCAGCAGCGGGCCCCCAAGGGCCCCUCCAGUGAGGGAAAUAGGGGCCAUCCCACCUGAACUCACCGCCAGUCGCCAGUCUUUCCAGCAUGCCAUGGGCAACCCUUGUGAGUUUUUUGUGGAUAUAAUGUAAUCCGAUAAGCAAAUAGUAAAUAACAGUACAGUGAAAUCUCACAGGAUGAGUGCCAUGAAUACAGUACUGUUUCUGUGGAAGGUUGAGGAGCAGAUGUGUUAAGAUAAUCAUGUGUUGAGCAGAGGGCAAAUACACUACUGUUCAAAAGUUUGGCGUCGGUAAGAUUAUUUUAUGUUUUCCAAAGAAGUCUCUUAUGCUCCGCAAGGCUGCAUUUAUUUGAUCAGAAAUACAGUAAAAACUGUAAUAUUUCAA